UCAAAUGUCAUUUUUGUCCUUGUAAAGUGCGACUGUGUGAAGGAAAACGUGAAAUUUUAUUGCUUGCGGACUUUAAUCAUAAUGGUGUAAAAGUGUACCGAAAUUAAGUAUAAUAAAAGAAAAUAACGACCUUUAUUGUGUCGUUUAAAAAAAAGGUCGUUAAAUUUACAUCAUAUUAUAACGUUAUAUAGAAAAUGGAUGAAUAUUCAAGAGAACCCUGCCCUUGGCGUAUAUUAGACGACUCGGGUGGUGCUUUUCUGAUGGGGGCGAUUGGCGGCGGUAUAUUUCACUCGAUUAAAGGCUUUCGAAAUGCUCCAGUUGGGUUCAGUAGGAAAAUGUUGGGCAGUUUAGCAGCUAUGAAAGAAAAAUCACCUAUAGUUGGUGGUAAUUUUGCUGUGUGGGGUGGCAUGUUCUCCACAAUAGACUGCUCUUUAGUAUAUUUACGACAAAAAGAAGAUCCAUGGAAUUCAAUAAUGAGUGGAGCACUCACCGGUGGCAUAUUAGCUGCUAGAAAUGGUGUACCUGCAAUGGCAGGUAGUGCAUUAGUGGGUGGAAUUCUUUUAGCGCUAAUUGAAGGCAUUGGUAUCAUGUUCACGAGAAUAUCUGCGGAGCAAUUCAAACCACAACAACCUAUCUUCGAAGACCCCUCCGUCUUAGGACAGACUCAAGGACAGAACCCUACCUUCCAAUGAAGUAGUUAUUAUACUAAGUCUAUGAUAGUUUACCAAAAAUGUUCACAGGUACAAAAUUAUUGUUGAUCUGAUUUUGUAUAACUUGCCAGUAUGAAACUAAAUUAUAUUAGUUUUAACAGUUUUUUGCAAUUGCAAUUUCACUUCAUUGCAUUGUUACAGAGUCACAUGUAUAAAACUACAUGACAU
This is a messenger RNA of Colias croceus (clouded yellow), 878 nucleotides long. Its product is annotated as mitochondrial import inner membrane translocase subunit Tim17-B. Gene Ontology annotation, molecular function: transmembrane protein transporter activity. Gene Ontology annotation, cellular component: TIM23 mitochondrial import inner membrane translocase complex; mitochondrial inner membrane. The record is from RefSeq and is a predicted model, not a curated record. Gene Ontology annotation, biological process: protein import into mitochondrial matrix. The transcript is spliced from 4 exons. Bases 195 to 692 code for a protein of 165 amino acids. NCBI's taxonomy places the organism in Eukaryota, Metazoa, Arthropoda, Insecta, Lepidoptera, Pieridae.